This is a messenger RNA of Saccostrea cuccullata (small rock oyster), 1225 nucleotides long. Its product is annotated as E3 ubiquitin-protein ligase TRIM45-like. The transcript has 3 exons. The coding region runs from base 143 to 1225 and encodes 360 amino acids. Gene Ontology annotation, molecular function: zinc ion binding. NCBI's taxonomy places the organism in Eukaryota, Metazoa, Mollusca, Bivalvia, Ostreida, Ostreidae. The record is from RefSeq and is a predicted model, not a curated record.
CAGUUUACCUGACGCGGAUAGUUACAUAUACCAACACGUUAAAAAUUGUUUACAUUUCAUCGACGAAAGAGAAAGUAGUAUUUUUUGCAAGGCAAAGAUUUAUGAUUAAGUUUGAUGAUCUAUAGGUGUGAUAAAAAACAAAAUGGCUACGAACGACCGAGCACAACAUUUCAUAACGUGUGAAAAGUGCCAACGGCCUGUAGAGUUUACAUGUAUUCCGUGUGGAAUAAAACUCUGUGGAGAAUGCUCUUUGAAACACAUGCGCACGAAAUCAAAACGUGGACAUGAACUCCGGGAAUAUUCCCGUUCUUUGACACAACAGUGUGACAUUCACCUUAAUUCUACAUGUGACGUCUACUGUAAGUCCUGCUGUGUUCCUGUGUGCAGUGAAUGUGUCUCUACAAAUGAGCAUAAACAACACGAUCUUUCAUCAAUGUCUGUAAUAAGUUCCUUUUUCGAAGCAUUGAUGAAAGAAGAAAUUAUUGAAUUACAAACAAAAGUGAAAGGCAACUUUGAACAGCGUAUUCAAGAUAUCAACAGCAAUGUUUCUAUGGUAUCUAAGCAUUUUGUACGGGUCAGACAAAAACUCAAACUCUGGGGUGAAAAAUGGCACCAGGAAAUAACGUCUCUUGAAGAAUCGCUUGAAAAAGAACUAAAAGAUGCAGAGGACAAGGCUUUGAAAAUUUUGAAUGAGGAAAAGGCUCUAAUGGAAAGUAAGAUUCAGGAGAUAAGCGAAUCCAUCAAGAAAUACGAGGACAUACAAGCGUCAGAAAACCCGAAACUUCUAGUCAAAUUUCAGUCUAAGCUAGACCAACUCAGUAAAAUACCUACACUGAGAAAACCCUGUGUUUUUAAAUUUAUGCCUGCUGAAAUACCAUCUGACCUCAAAAAUGUUUUUGGAAAUUUCAAGUCAUUUAUUUGGCCUGUCGAAUUUGCAAGUCUCUCAAAGAUGAGAACAUCAAAGGAAAUUAUGUCAGUUGUUAACCAACAACAUGGAAACUUAUUCAACGUCCAUGAAGAUAACGUUUUGCACAACGACAGAGUUUCUUUAUCACAAGUGAGAUGCUUGAUUCAACUACAUCCUAAACAAAAUUUUCUCUUAAAAGGCGAAGUUUUUUGUGAAAAGGUUGAGCAGUUUACAUUUAUUGAAUUGAAAUUAAAAAAAAUGCCAGACCAAUUUGGGCAGAAAGCAAAGUCUUUGACGAACGGGCAUAUCUGUGUAUAG